Molecule: messenger RNA, 1914 nt
Organism: Formica exsecta
Lineage: Eukaryota; Metazoa; Arthropoda; Insecta; Hymenoptera; Formicidae
Product: double-stranded RNA-specific editase 1-like
Exons: 7
Coding region: 659-1855 (398 amino acids)
Biological process (GO): adenosine to inosine editing; RNA processing
Cellular component (GO): nucleolus; cytoplasm
Molecular function (GO): double-stranded RNA adenosine deaminase activity; tRNA-specific adenosine deaminase activity; double-stranded RNA binding
Source: RefSeq, a predicted model, not a curated record
CGACGGACAACGUCAUUUCCUUUUUCUUCAUGCUAGUAGCAAGUAUAGCGAAAACGUCGAGCAAUAUUACCGAAAAACAUCCUUGUGUAAGAACAGUGACAAGCUCGAUGUAUUAAGCACAUUGAUAUUUACGUCUUUUUGCAAUUAAUCCUCUUCUCACCUAACGGAUCGCGUGACGAUCAAACGCUCUUACGCGUUUGUUGGAUCAAAAUUUUAACGAAGCUUCAAGAUGUACACACGGAGUAGGCAAAAUCAGGGCUACGGCAAUACACGGAAUGCAAACAAUUCCCAAGUUCAAGGGUCCUAUCCAAUGCCAGUACUAGUAGCUAUACAACAAUACCGAGGAGGUGCAUUCGACCAGGGACUAGGUCGUCAGUUACCCACAUAGCAUACCCUACCGUAGGCCGUUUUCUUGGUAGUUCGUGCUGAACUCGUGUCUAAGCAAAUUUUACUAUUGUAGAAAUGCUAUAUCAUUUAUAAUACACAAGGAAGUUACCAAGCAUCGCAAUCUACGUCCAAUCAACAAAGCAAUUACAAACAAGGCAACAUACAAAACUCACAAGGCUUCAAAUCGCAGCCGCAGCAGCAGCAGCAGCAGCAGCAACAACAACAGCCAGCGCAAUUGCCACCAGCUGCAGCAACUCGGCCUUUAUCAACUAUGGCACCUACACAAUUAAAAUCGCAAAUGCAACAAGGACAGCAGCAAAUGUUACAACAGCAGCCACCGCCGCAGCAACAAAUGCAACAACAACCCCAACAGCAGCAGGCACCAAAUCCGCCUCCAUUGCCACAACGAUUGAAGCCAAUCUUAAAACAAAGUACACCAACAUUUGUGCAGCCAGCUACAACUGCUGCGCAAAUUACGCCCGUGACUUCUCAGCCUUGUGUGCCUCCAGUAGUACCUGCUCCGACUCUAUUCUCCGAUUCUACUAAUAACAAUUCUGAUGUUAAUGAUGAUAGUAUAAAGACAGAAGAUGCAGAUAUUGAAAUGCAAGAUGUUCAACCAAGAUGGCGAAGAAAAAUACCUGGAUUUAAGGUAAAUAAAAAAUUGAAACGUCUUCGUAUGAACCAGCGACUAAGAAAAACUUUGCAGCCUAAAAAUGCAAUAAUGGUUUUGAACGAGAUGAAGGCCGGAGUUCAAUUUACAUUCCCUGAAACUCAAGGACCUAUGACAAAUUCUCUUUAUCUCGUUCAUGCUGAGCUUGAUGGUAAAACUUACGUUGGACAAGGAUUAUCUAAACCACUUGCUCGUCAAAACGCAGCCGAGAACGCAUUAAAAGCUUUAUUACUUGAAAAGAUGACAGCAGCAUCUAUGAAAGCACGUAUAGAUGCUGAAUCAGAUGGACAAGCUAAUUCAUCUUCAGAUGGAGUAAAGGAAGACAGCAUGAAUGAGGAUAGCACUCCUAUGGACACUAAUACUGAAGACGAAAUUCCAUGGAGUUCACUGGCCAGUUUUGCGCUUUAUAAACUUUUCCUUGAAUGGCAUAAUCAAGGAACAUCAGUCCCAGUUCCACGACCUGGUUUACCAGCUACAAAAGGAGCCAAAAAAGAUAAUCCUAAUGCACCUAAAACUCCCAUUCAAAAAGAACUUCCACCUAAUCCUGUAAAUAUACAUCCAGUUAUGUUAUUGAAUCAGAUGAAACCUGGACUAACAUAUGUAGAACUCAGCCGUGUUGGUAAUCCACCAAAUACAAUGUUUACUUUGGCUGUUGAAAUUGAUGGAAUUGAAUAUUCAGGGACAGCUAAAAAUAAAAAAGAUGCCAAAAAGGCAUCGGCUAAGGCAGCACUGUUAGCGUUAUACAACUUAACCUAUCCUGAAGAUGCCGCCAAACAGGAAAAUAUGGUAGUUGGUUAAAAUGUAUAAAGUUUUAUUCGUAAUAUAACAUCACAAAUAAAUUUUUUUUUUUCAACAAA